This is a messenger RNA of Brassica oleracea var. oleracea, 676 nucleotides long. Its product is annotated as protein NUCLEAR FUSION DEFECTIVE 6, chloroplastic/mitochondrial. The transcript is spliced from 4 exons. Gene Ontology annotation, cellular component: mitochondrion. The record is from RefSeq and is a predicted model, not a curated record. The coding region runs from base 114 to 398 and encodes 94 amino acids. Lineage: Eukaryota; Viridiplantae; Streptophyta; Magnoliopsida; Brassicales; Brassicaceae.
GGAUCAACAAUGGGAGACGCAGCACGUCACCCAAGGGUUUAUCAUUUCCAGAUCGAUCGUAAUCGGAAUCCCACAGGUUAACGUUCACCAAUUUCUCUUUAGCUUCUCUCCGGAUGGCCACCUCCGCCGUCGCCUCGGGUGCCAGAUCGAUGCUUCGAGCAGCUUCCUCUCGGGGCCGGUUCGCCUCUCAAGCGAAAUCCGUCCCUCCCAUGUUUAGAGCCACCGCUAGAAGAAGCUCACUGCUUUCACCUCUCCGGAAUCCAGUGGAAAUGAGCUUCUGUAUGGAGUCAAUGUUACCCUACCACACUGCCACAGCUUCUGCGCUUAUGACUUCAAUGCUUUCCACCUCUGCGCAUAGCUACGCCUGGCUCUCUCACGCUUGCAAUGAUGAUGUGUGAUUGAUGAGUUAGCCUGGAGAUCACUGAAGCUACAUUUUAUCUUGCAUAGAGGACUUUUGAUGAUGUCUACAAGUACCAAAUGCGAAUCCCAGAGAAGGUUUUAAGAGGGUUUAGGCAAAAAAAUAGUUGUUGUACUUCCCAAACACAAAUGAUCUCUUUGUCUUGAGUUUUCUUUUUCAUAUUGAAGACAGAUCCUCCCAAGUUUGAAUAUCAACUCUCUGUUACAUCAACACACUCAACAUUGCAUCUCUGUUAUUAAAGUAUCUCUCUGUCUUCAA